CUGACUUCCCGCGUCCCUGUCUGUGAGUCUAUUCUCGCUAUCUUCAUUUGAUGCAAUUUCACGAUUGUGACAAACAAACUGCAAUAAUGUUUUUACAAUAUGCAUGGAAUGCAAGUCUAUAGCCUUGUGUAGCUUGUUGGCGUCCUGUCUGCUAAUGUUGCUAGCUCCCGUUAGCCGUAACGCUAUCUUACCAACGCUACCAAGCAAACGUUGGCUAGCACAUUAGCGUUCAACAAGGUUACGGUACACAGCAAAACGAUUGCUAUGCUGUCAAGAGUUUUCGUUAUAUCCACACGUUAACCUAGUGAAUUGUGUGAAAUGAGUUGAAACUGCUUUUGGACGUUUAAGACGAAUUGUUUUGGCGCUUGUCACUGUGGGGUUGGGCUGUAACUUUAGUUGUAGUCCAGGCGUAACACUUGGCCUGGACAGCCAAGCUGGUUCUAGACAGAAGUCCUAGUGGGUUGGGCUCUAACUCUAGUUUUAGUCCAGGCUGAACACUGGUCCCUGACAGCACAGCUGGUUCUGGACAGUGGUCAUGUUGGGCUGGGCUGUAACUUCAGCUGUAGUCAAAGCUAACAACUGACAGCCCAGCUGGUUUUCUGGACAGCGGUUUUGUGGGGCUGGGCUGUAACUUCAGCUGUAGUCAAAGCUAAGCUCACUGUAAUAUCGUUAUUUUCAUUGAGGUGCUUGCAAAGUUGUAUGUCUAAUACAAAGUGUUCUUUAUUUCUAAUUGGCAACUUUUCUCCUGUGACUUCAGUACUAAGUGGUAUCUUUAACUGAUAACAAUGCGUUUGCGAUAACAAUUCUGCUUUCUGGAUUUUCAUCAACAUAUGUAAAUUAAUGUAAAUACGGGAUAAAUUGCUCUUGAACAAAAUUCUGCCCAAAUAUUAUGGAAAUCAAGUAAGGAAGCCGCACCUUAAGUCCAAUAGCGAAUUUACACGUCUGCUCAGGGUAAUGGGAAAUAUUGAUGAUGUUUUCGGGUUCAAUCAUGUAAUAACACACGUUUUUCAUGCAACACAUGUUGUUCUGCUUAUGGCAGGAGUGAUGUCUUCAAAUGAGGAGGGUUAUGUGGUACGCAUCAGAGGUCUUCCCUGGUCCUGCACUCAGGAAGAAGUGGCCAGUUUUUUUUCUGGUUAGAGUACACUCACUCACAUGUGUUCACCUAUAUCAGCACAUUGGGCAGAUAGCCCUAUAUUUCAGCCAACACCCAUGCAAUACUGGGUCACAUAAGCAUCCCGUUGAAAACAGUGAGGCAGAAUAAAAACAUGUUCCACCAACUUUACCUACAUGAAUCACUGGGCCAAAACUGUGACAUCGUGGGCCAGGUGAACGGCGUGUGUUUCACCUUCUCUAAAGAAGGCCGUCCGAGCGGAGAGGCUUUCGUUGAGCUCAUAAACGCUGAGGACUUUAAGAACGCCAUCGCUAAGGACCGCAAAUACAUGGGGCAUCGCUACAUAGAGGUGUUCAAGUCGAACCGCAGUGAGAUGGACUGGGUGCUGAAGCGCAGCGGGCCCGCGGACUACGACGGCUGCAGCGGCUGUAUGUUGAGACUGAGAGGCCUGCCGUUUGGCUGCAGCAAGGAGGAAAUAGUUCAGUUCUUCUCAGGGUUGAGAAUCGUGCCAAAUGGGAUUACUCUGCCAGUGGACUACCAGGGGAGGAGCACAGGGGAAGCCUUCGUGCAGUUUGCCUCAAAGGAGAUAGCAGAAAAGGCUCUGGGGAAGCACAAGGAAAGAAUAGGGCACAGGUACAUAGAGAUCUUUAAGAGCAGCCGCAAUGAGAUCCGGGCCUACUAUGAGCUGCCCCGCCGGCCCAUGGGGCAGCAGCGGCCUGGCCCCUAUGACAGGCCCAUGAUGGGGGGCCCCAGGGGGGUUUUCUUCGCCCCGGGCCCCGGGCGUGGAGGGGCCCUCAUGGAGCCCAUGCGGAGCGGAGGGGGCUACGGGGGAGGUUACGGAGGCUUUGACAACUAUAACGGCUUCAACAACUACUGCUUCGGCAACGGCAUGUUCGACGAACGCCUGAGGGGGGGCGAGCGAGGGGGCAGAGGUAAGGGGAUGGGAGGACACGGACACGGACACGGACACGGGCACGGACACGGGCACGGACACGGCGGGGGAGGGGACGGGGGCUCCGGGUUCCACAGCGGCCAUUUCGUCCACAUGAGAGGCCUGCCGUUCCGCGCCACCGACGGCGAUAUCGCUAAAUUCUUCUCCCCCAUGAACCCCAUGCGGGUGCACAUCGACGUGGCGCCCAACGGCAAGUCCACCGGCGAGGCGGACGUGGAGUUCCGCUCCCACGAGGACGCCGUGGCAGCCAUGUCCAAGGACAAGAACCACAUGCAACACCGAUACAUCGAGCUGUUUCUCAACUCGACGUCUAGCGGGGCGGCAGAGAUGAGUCGCGGGAGCAGUGGUUACUAUGGAAACUCGGGCGGUGGCUCGCGGAGCGGCGGGUUGCGGGGCGCCUUCUGAUGACAUCAUCACGCUCGCCUCGACCCUGAUGUUUUAUGUUCCUCAUGGCCUCGUUUCUUUUUUUAACUCUGCUCGGUUCAGCAGGGCAGAUCUGGUGUCACUAGUUGUUUAAGUGAGAAAGUUGAAUUCCUCUGGGUUUAGACAGUUCGAUUUUUGCCGUACCUUCAGAAAGUGACUCUUGGGUUUUGUAGAGAGCAUCGCCAUUUUACCAAAGAUGCUGCGUGUAGAUCCCUUAAAAUGUUCAACUUUGGUUUAGCGUAAUACUACCCAUUCAUAGCAAACACAGUGGUGCUGGUUCAUAUUGAAUGAUCUACAAUUAUUGUUUUGACAAAUAACCCUCUUUUCCUCCAAAUGGCCAGACCCUUAAAAGCCUUACUGCUAGAAAGGCCCGAGUUAUGUUGAAUUAUAAAUCUCAUAAUUGAUCCGAAGUGACACAUUGAAUAUUCAGAUUUGGAUUCGGCUGGUAUUUAACUUUUAAAGUGUAGCACGUGCUUUUCAUUUCCCAGCACUACAUUUGCCUGGAGCUCUGUGUGUCUCUGCAGCAGCGAGUGAAGCAUACGUCUCAGGAGAAAGAGAAGCAUGGGGACGCUGUUCAACGCAGGCCGCUUUGUUAGUCCUGCUCCCCAGCUUGCUAAGGGACCGCGACUAUGACAGUAGUCUACUGAACAACGGCGUUUAACUCCACUGCCAAAGACUGUUGUCCAAAUCGUUGGUGCUAAUAGGGCUAGUAUCCAACAGCUUUUUACCUCCCCACAAACAAGAAGCCAUUUGAUCUGCCUUCCCCAACAGAGCACCUAUUGAAAGACCAGAUCAUAUAUAUUGGGCUACAAGACUAAUACCAUCUGACAACAACCCUGGUGCGUUUCCAUAUGAGGCCAGAUAAAUGUGUGCAAGGGAUUCUAGAUAAGCUUGCUUGCUUUGAAACAUUUGAUAAAUGUGAGCCGGUGUGUUUUCUAUAUGAAUGUUUUCACAUGUUCAUCACAAAAAAAGAGUUGGGUAUUUUCCAUUGUUAGAAUGGAAGUAAAACAAAUAUCUAUUUGAGCUCUGAAAUUAGCUGAAACAGCUGUUGUACAUUUUGCUUAAUAAAUUUUAUAUUUAAUUCCA
Gadus macrocephalus (Pacific cod) is the source of this 3572-nucleotide messenger RNA. RefSeq names its product heterogeneous nuclear ribonucleoprotein H3 (2H9) (gene hnrnph3). Gene Ontology annotation, molecular function: RNA binding. Gene Ontology annotation, biological process: regulation of RNA splicing. The record is from RefSeq and is a predicted model, not a curated record. The transcript has 10 exons. Bases 1266 to 2468 code for a protein of 400 amino acids. Gene Ontology annotation, cellular component: ribonucleoprotein complex; nucleoplasm. NCBI's taxonomy places the organism in Eukaryota, Metazoa, Chordata, Actinopteri, Gadiformes, Gadidae.